This is a messenger RNA of Racocetra persica, 120 nucleotides long. The record is from the annotation of a GenBank genome assembly. NCBI's taxonomy places the organism in Eukaryota, Fungi, Glomeromycota, Glomeromycetes, Diversisporales, Gigasporaceae.
AAUGAACGUUUCCCCAUUUCUGAAGGUGAUAUGUGCGCAUGUUCAAUUCAUAAGCAUUUACCAAAAAAUAAGUCGAUUCAAUUAUUAACCAAACAGCAAAACAACCCAUCAGAAGAUUAA